CAUGGCGGUUACGUUGCUUGCAUGAGAGUGCAGUUGAAACCGCAGAGAAGUUCAGAUAGUUUAAGUCGAUUUCAGUGAUUGAGAGUCCGUUUAAGCAGAUAAGCAUCUGUGCGCUACAGAUAUCGGCUUUUGGGAAUGAAGGGAAAAGAGCGAUCGCCGGUGAAGAAACGCUCCCGGGCGCUAGAUGAUAGCAGGGACCGAGGAGGGAGCCACCCGGGCGGCAAGAAGAUCGGAGCCCUGUCGACGGUUGGUAGCAACAACGGCAACGGCUCCACACAAAGCGGCGCUUCUUCCCGGAGAAGUUUACAAAGCGAGAAAAGAGACAUGAGGGAAUCCGGUGAACAUAAUUCAUCUAGUAGGACCGGUAGCGGUUACGACUACGGAGUUGUUUCGGGGAACAAGCCACACGUUGGCGCUGACAGCGCCGCGGAAACAUCCAGGUCCGGUUCACGCAGCGACUCGCGGCCUCCCUCAAACCCUGAAAGUGAGUACAGGACUCUCAAAAUAAGUGAACUGGGCUCCCAGCUGAAUGACGAGGAGAUAGAGGACGGGCUGUUUGACGAGUUUAAGAAGUUUGGGGACGUGAGUGUUAAAAUCAGUCGAGAAAACGACGAGAGGGUGGCGUUUGUGAACUUCAGGAGCCCCGAUGCCGCACGGGCGGCCAAACACGCCCGCGGAAAGCUGGUGCUGUACGACCGGCCUCUGAAAAUAGAGACAGUGUACAUGAACAGACGCAGAAGCCGCUCCCCUAUUUCAAAGGACAAUUUCCCCCCAGGACACAGGCAUCUCCACUCUCAGAGAGCUCUAUCUCCCAGUGGUGUGGGGUACAGAGACUACCGGUUACAGCAGCUGGCUCUGGGCCGUCUCCCCCCUCCCCCUCCUCCGCCACCUCACAUAAGAGAUCUGGACAGAGAGAGAGACUUUUCUAUGUAUGAGGCCAGAAAUAGACCACCGUUCAUCCCCGAAUGUGCUGUUUUCCGCGAUGAGGACCUGACGACCCCUGAAGAUGACCAAAGGGCAAACAGGACUUUGUUUCUUGGCAAUCUGGACGUCAGUGUGACAGAGAGUGACCUGAGGAGGGCGUUUGACAGGUUUGGGCUGAUUACAGAGGUGGACAUAAAGCGGGCAGUGAGAGGCCAGAGCAGCACCUAUGGAUUCAUCAAGUUUGAGAAUCUCGACAUGGCUCAUCGUGCCAAAGUAGCAAUGUCGGGGAAAGUUGUGGGCCACAACCCCAUCAAAAUCGGAUAUGGUAAACCCACGCCCACGACCAGGCUGUGGGUGGGGGGGCUUGGACCCUGGGUUCCACUUGCUGCACUGGCCAAGGAGUUUGACCGUUUUGGCACCAUUAGGACUAUAGACUACAGGAAAGGUGAGGCGUGGGCUUACAUCCAGUAUGAAAGUCUGGAUGCUGCUCAGGCUGCAUGUAUUCAUAUGAGAGGCUUCCCUCUCGGUGGCGCUGACAGGAGGCUCAGGGUGGACUUUGCAGACACAGAGCAUCGCUACCAGCAGCAACAGUUCAUGCAGCUCCCUCUACCCCUGCCGCACUAUGACUUAGUCCCCGAGCCCUUCGCCCAUCGUCUUACUGACUCGGUGAGAGUGAGAGAGAGGUCCCCUCCACUUCCUGCUCGCUUCAGAGACAGGGAUCUCUACUCCACUGCUGAAUGGCCCAGUCUGGGUGUCCACGACAGAAUGCGAGGAGCAAGCUUUGAUCCCAUAGAUCGUCUGGAGAGGCGUUCACGAGAGACCUGGGCAAUAGAGCAUGAGCGGGAGUUGCAAAACUUAAGCCGCAAAAGGAGACAUUUGGAUGAUGGCUGGCGGCUGGAUCGCUCACCCGACAGCAGUGACUAUGGUCUGCGUCGGCAUGGCAGCUCACUAGAACGCAGCCCUGGAGGGAGCAGCCGAGAUGGCGGACGCUACAGUGACCCUGAACGCCUGCCUCGCUCUGGCAAGCCCUCUCCUGUCAGAGAGCGGCAAAACAGCCAGGACACUGGCUUUGGAGACAAGAAAAGGAGAACACUUAGCCCAGCUGAACCAGGCUCAUUCAUAGAUAAGGACCGCAAGCGCAAAGCCAGUGACUCAUCUAAGAGCCCAGGGAGGAAGGAGGAUCGCUCAGAACACCCUUCCUCCUCCUCCAAGUCUAACCAUCAGUCUAAGGUGACUGGAGGACAGAAGCUGAGUCAGGCCUGGCAGGGUGUCCUCCUGCUAAAGAAUAGCAGCUUUCCCACAUCACUGCAUCUGCUUGAUGGGGACAUGGCAGUGGCUACCAGUCUUCUGGUGGAUGGCGCCACAGCGGGUCAGGUGUCCCAGCUGAAGAUCAGCCAGCGCCUGCGCCUGGACCAGCCCAAGUUGGACGAAGUCUCUCGUCGCAUCAAGGCCGCCGGCUCCAGCGGAUUCUGCGUCCUCCUGGCCGUGCCCGGAAAGGACGGAGGGGCCCAGGACGCCAGCAGCUCCACCGAGAGACCACUGAAGAACCUGGUGUCCUACCUAACCCAGAAGGAGGCAGCCGGCAUCAUCAGCCUCCCUGUGGGGGGCAGCCGUGACAAGGAUCACGGAGGAGUCCUUCACGCUUUCCCCCCAUGUGAGUUCUCACAGCAGUUCUUGGAUGCCUCAGCAAAAGCCUUUGCCAAAUCAGAGGACGACUACAUGGUGAUGGUCAUUAUCAGAGGAGCGUCAUGAAAAAAAAAGUGCAAAUUAUAAAUGUGUCUUUUCACCUUCAUGAACUGUUAAACUUUGAGUUGUAAAAAAAAAAAAAAGACAGGGAGAAGAAAUGGUAGCAAAGCAGAAUAAGAGGAGAUGACAGGGUUCUGAUUUCCCUAACCUGCAUGGUAACCUUUAUCUCACCCUGUUGAAGGUUUAUAGAAAUGAAAGUCACAUUGAAUUGAAUAUGAUUUGAUAAAUUGAUGGAUUUGAUUUAAAUCAUACAGGUGACAUUCUGCCUCCUGCUGCUUGGUUAUCAGGUAGAUGUACAUUACUUGAAGGGUACUCAGCUGAAAGAGCAAGCUACAGUUAGAUGAAUCAUUCCUAUAUGUUGCCUUAAAACACAAUUUUUAAAAAUAUCAUUUCACUCAUCGCCUGGCUAUUAGAUAAAAGAAUUUAAGAUCCAAAACAGAGCAUUUAGCCUUCACUUCAUCUGUACUCAGCAUAGAUUUAAUCCGUCAGUCUCAACGAGUUUGUGGUCCCACAGUGUUUGUACAUUUGGGCUACAAAAUAAUUAAAUCACGUUAAUGCACAUAGAAAUUUUCUCUUGAUUAAGGAAAUAUAGUCUACUUGCUCUAAAGAUUUUCCCCAUUGCUCAUUAGUAGGCAUCUUCAAGAUGUGCAUCUGUAUUACUUUUUGCUGACCAUGCAACAGUCUCAUGUUUGGAGUACUUCCUAAUUCAAAGUUUCAUUAUGAGAGUUUCGCUAAUUAUGUCAUGUAUUGGCCAGUAUUGCUCACAGAGCUACAGAAAACUGUGGAGAAAACCAGUGUACCAACAGUUCUACGAUUAAAUUCUGUUAGUUGUCCUUUUAUGUGGCCUCCGCAGACUAGUUAGUUUUUAAACACCUUAAUCAAUAUCAGAGCAUUAAGGGUUAUAGUAUGAUAAAUGAUGGUGGUGUCAGUGCUUCUUUCUGAGCCACAUCUGGAGGUUGUGUGACAUUUCAUGGUGAAAUUCAUGCCUGUUUUUCUCGGUUUUCACUAAGCAGCCAUAUGCAGGGGGUGGACACAAGCAGCAAGAACCUUACACAUUAUAAUGCAGUUCAAUACAGUCGUCUUACUAAUAAUACUGCCUUUGUAAAGCUUGCUUGGUUUUGUUAAAAUGUCAGAGAGAGGGGUUUUUUUUCCACUCUGUGUUUAUUUCUGGCCCGAAGGUUUAGACGUGAUAUAUUGGACUGCAUUGUAUUGUAAGAUAUUUAUUUCAGUGGUUAAUUUCAAUCUAUAUUCACCAAACUUUCACCAAAAGUUUUGCUUGAAAUUGACAUUGAUUUGCAGAUGAAUUUUCUGUCAGUCAGCUGAUGAGUCUACUUAUCAUUUCAGCUAUAAUAAUAUUACCUUGCAGUUGAUGAAACUCCCCUUAGUCUUAACAAAACUGAACAUUACAACACCUUUCUGUGUUAAUUUGUAUUGUAGGUCCCUUUGUGUUGAAUGGCAGGGUUAUAUUAUACAGGUCUGCUUAAUCGUGUGUCCUCCCCCUUUAUUGUGCUCUUUUAUUAGCACCACAUUCAAUUUGGUUGAACAGUAAUUGGUUGAUUAAAUUCUUCACUCUUGUUCUCUGAUGUUAUAAUCCACUAAUUACAAAUACUACCCCAACAAAGUAUGUACUGUUAAAAAAAAAAAAAAAAAAGAUGCUGUAACCUAUAAAUUAAGAACUAUAUGUAUUGCCAUGCACAUUUCUGAUAGCUGAUCAGGGGUCAGUAAGUGAAAAAUACUGCUAUACUGUCAGUGGACUUGUGUGAUACGCACCUCUGAAUGCAUCAGAGGAGAAGAGGCCGUUGUUGCAGUGGCCUCACGCGCCUUCCUCUGAAAGGACUGUUAAUGAUUUGUUUUUCAUGCUUUGAUUUGAGUACUGUGUUUCAAAUGGAAAAAAGAAAUGAUUUGUGCUGUAUACUCAGGAUAUCUGGAGGGAGAAAUGGAGAACAUCAUUGCUCAUGGGCCUAAGAAGUAUACCUGUCAGAAAGAAAAAAAAAAAAAACGCAAAGUGCAACUUGCACUUGAUAGAUUUUGUCUCAAUAAAUUUGCUCUUU
Toxotes jaculatrix (banded archerfish) is the source of this 4721-nucleotide messenger RNA. RefSeq names its product RNA-binding protein 15-like. Gene Ontology annotation, biological process: regulation of alternative mRNA splicing, via spliceosome. The transcript has a single exon. The coding region runs from base 136 to 2676 and encodes 846 amino acids. The record is from RefSeq and is a predicted model, not a curated record. Gene Ontology annotation, cellular component: nucleus. NCBI's taxonomy places the organism in Eukaryota, Metazoa, Chordata, Actinopteri, Toxotidae. Gene Ontology annotation, molecular function: mRNA binding.